AUGAGUUGGGCAUUUGUCCAAAAGGUGUCACCUCCAACGUGUUCCGCUUCAAUGUGUCUUCGGCAGAGAAGAACAGCACCAACUUGUUCAGGGCCGAAUUUCGGGUGCUGCGUGUGCCCAACCCAAGCUCCAAACGCAGUGAGCAGCGCAUUGAGCUCUUCCAGAUCCUUCGGCCGGAUGAGCACAUCGCAAAGCAGCGCUACCUCAGUGGCAGGAAUGUGCAGACACGGGGCUCCCCGGAGUGGCUGUCCUUCGAUGUCACCGAGACCGUGCGAGAGUGGCUUCUGCACCGAGAGUCCAACCUUGGCCUGGAAAUUAGCAUACACUGUCCUUGCCAUACUUUUCAGCCCAACGGGGACAUCUUGGAGAAUUUGCACGAGGUCUUGGAGAUCAAGUUCAAAGGCAUUGACAGUGAGGAUGACUAUGGCCGUGGGGACUUGGGGCGCCUGAAGAAGCAGAAAGACUUGCAUAAUCCUCACCUCAUCCUGAUGAUGUUACCCCCGCAUCGGCUGGAGAGCCCGUCGUUGGGAGGCCAGAGAAAGAAACGGGCCCUGGAUACCAACUACUGUUUCCGGAACCUGGAGGAGAACUGCUGCGUGCGUCCUCUGUACAUCGACUUCCGACAGGACCUCGGCUGGAAAUGGGUCCACGAGCCUAAGGGCUACUUUGCUAACUUCUGCUCGGGCCCUUGUCCAUACCUCCGCAGCGCAGACACCACUCACAGCACGGUGCUGGGCUUAUACAACACGCUGAACCCUGAGGCAUCUGCUUCGCCCUGCUGCGUCCCCCAGGACCUGGAGCCGCUCACUAUCUUGUACUAUGUCGGGAGGACCCCCAAAGUGGAGCAGCUCUCCAACAUGGUGGUGAAAUCCUGCAAGUGCAGCUGAAAGGCACCCUGGCCCGCCCAAAGCCAAGACAGAAACUGUCAGCACCCACUCUCCUGCUCCCAGGCUAACACAAAUGGAACUGGGGGUCAGAGACUAUGCAUGCUGAGGGCCGAGUGCCAAGACCUGUGGCUUGGGGUCUGGCAGCCCUUGGGGAUCUCUUCUGGAACAUUUCUUGGUCUUGUUGGCAGUGUCGUAUUCCUUCUGGAAGUUACUUUGGUGACGCGAAGGCCACACUCUCCAAAAUGGCUGGACAGUUGGUGCGGAAGAGAAGGAUGGGGUGGAGGAACUGCUGUGUGUUUGAGUGCAGGGUGGCUGAGCUGGGAAAACGAGGGAAUGAGAGCAGGUGAAAGGGGGAGUGGAAAUGGGGAGAUGUCUUCUAUUCUAGCUUUAGCUAUCUUAGGACCUCAGCCCUCCCCACUGGCCUGAAGAAUUUAAGGUUUGCCCUGUAGGAGGAGACCCUGGAAGUUUCUUUAGAGAAAGAAAAUGCACCAAGAAAGGAAGCUGCUGAGAGAAAAAAUGCUCAGAGAUAUACUUAGACUUCUGUUCCUCAGAGCUG
Eurypyga helias (sunbittern) is the source of this 1443-nucleotide messenger RNA. It is a transcript of the gene TGFB3, whose product is annotated as transforming growth factor, beta 3. The annotation marks the transcript as partial. The record is from RefSeq and is a predicted model, not a curated record. Gene Ontology annotation, biological process: transforming growth factor beta receptor signaling pathway; BMP signaling pathway; SMAD protein signal transduction. NCBI's taxonomy places the organism in Eukaryota, Metazoa, Chordata, Aves, Eurypygiformes, Eurypygidae. Gene Ontology annotation, cellular component: extracellular region. The transcript has 6 exons. Gene Ontology annotation, molecular function: type III transforming growth factor beta receptor binding; cytokine activity; type II transforming growth factor beta receptor binding.